Molecule: messenger RNA, 1540 nt
Organism: Bombus huntii
Lineage: Eukaryota; Metazoa; Arthropoda; Insecta; Hymenoptera; Apidae
Product: odorant receptor 13a-like
Exons: 7
Coding region: 281-1540 (419 amino acids)
Biological process (GO): detection of chemical stimulus involved in sensory perception of smell; sensory perception of smell
Cellular component (GO): plasma membrane
Molecular function (GO): odorant binding; olfactory receptor activity
Source: RefSeq, a predicted model, not a curated record
UUAAAUGACUAUUCCCGUAUGGCUAUAUACUUCCUUUUAUACGUUUUAGCAAAAAGUACUCCACAAAGCAAAUAUGUCAUUAUGCUCUUAAUAAUUUAGGGCAACAAUUAAACGUGUUAAACUUACAAUGUUUCACUGUUUAAAAGUAGUUGUCCAGUAAUGACGGAAUGAGUCCUAAACAUGGACAAAAUCUAAAUUGUGUGGAAACAUAGUUUUUAAAUGUGCAAAUAAAAUGUGUUUAUUAUUAUAAAUCAAAUAUCUGAAUAGAUAGCCAAAUACAAUGAAUAUUAGAGAUUAUGUUUUCAUAAAUCAACUAGUUCUUAAAUUUGUUGGACUUUAUCCAAUAAGUAUUGUGAGAUAUGUUAUAUGUAUUAGUUGUAUUAUGCUUAUUAUUAUACCACAAAUAACAAUGAUUUAUACAAAUUGGAAUGAUUUAAACAUUGUUAUGGAAAUAGGCUCAACUUUACUAACAAUUUCGCUUGCUAUGUUAAAAUCAGCAAUUUGGAUGUUCAAUAGAAAGAAUUUAGAGCUUUUUAUUGAAUUCAUGUUAACAGAUUACUGGAAAAUAAUUGAAGCUAAUGUUUUUGAAUACUUAAAAAAAUAUGCAUUAUAUGCUAAAACCAUUACCAAAGGAUAUCUCAUUUCUAUGUGUAACGCCUUAUUAUUUUUCUUUAGUUUACCUAUUAUCGAAAUAUUAAUUACAAAGCAUGAAGAUUCAGAUAAUUUUACUAUGAACUUUCCAUUUGCUGCAUCAUAUCCUGUGGCUUUUUAUAAAUUUCCCUUGUAUGAGAUUGCAUAUGCAUCUCAAAUAUUGGCAACAAGUAUUUGUUGUUUGGUCAUGCUUGCAACUGAUGGUCUAAUUGCAACUGCUCUACUUCAUACAUGCGGACAUUUUGCGGUACUUAGAAAAAAUGUGAAACAACUCGAUUCAUACAUCUAUCGUGUAUGUAUUGUAUUCUACUAUAUAUAUGUAUAUAAUUGUAAUGUUAUAUAUUUUAAAAUAAUCCAAUUAUUGCAGAUAACUCGUUUAAAGACUAAUUCAAAACACAUAAAUGCAAAUUUAUACGAAAUCAAAAUUCAAAUAAUACAUGUAAUCAAACAUCAUCAAGUAGUGCUUUGCAGGUUUUGCGACAAUAUGGAAAAAAAUUUCCAUCUAAUACUCUUUUUACAAGCAAUGAUCAGUAGUCUCCUAAUUUGUUUCGUCGGAUUUCAGGUUUCUGCAACGUUAAUGGAACAGUCUAAAAUGAUUAAGUUUGCUUCUCAUUUAAUCGUGGCAUUUUUUCAAUUAUUACUUUUCUGUUUUCCUGGAGACAUGUUAAUACAAGAGAGUUUCAGUAUAAGCACAGCUGUAUAUUCCAUACAAUGGUCUCAAUUAGCAACUUUUAUUAAAGAUGAAUUGUGUAUGAUCAUUGUGCGUUCUCAAAGACCUAGUUAUAUUACAGCAGGAAAAUUAUACAUAAUGCAUUUGGAAAAUUUUACAGCGGUAAAAGUUUCAUCACAUAUUUAUCUAAAAAAAUAUGUAAAAUUUUCGUUAGCAUAA